AGUAAACCUAUACAAUAAAAAGGAAUUUCAUGCCUGUCGACUUUACAACCAGAACAAUAAAAGCAACUCCUAUCUUUCAUUUCUGCACUAUCAUUUAGUAGGUAUAAAUGGUGGCGGUACUUGCAUCAAUUGCCAUUUUAGUUUUACACGAAGAGCCAAACAGAGAAAAACGACGUCAUCCGAAACUUAAAGGAUUACCAACAUGGCAAACAAGAAAACCGCUAAAGAUGUGAAAAAGCCAGACACAACAAAAGAAAAUAUUCAGUUUGGACUCGUAAAUGCGCGUUCACUUCUUAAUAAAGCGGACGACCUGGAAGAACAAAUAGUAAAAUUUAAACUCGACAUUGUUGCUGUCACAGAGACCUGGUUCGUCGGCGAUUCCGAUAUGACAGUGGUGUGUCCCAAUGGGUUUAAAGGUGUUCACGAGCCACGACCGGGCGGCCAUGGAGGAGUAGCUAUUUUUUACAGAGAUAAUAUCAAGCACUCUGUAAAAAGAAUGGAAGAUUACGAAUCAUUUGAAUACAUCGAAGUUUCUCUCACCAUCGGUCCAAGAGACAUAAUCACGCUCAUCGUCAUCUACCGGCCAGGUGGGAGCAGAGUUGACUUUCGUGAAGAGUUUAAAGGCUUUUUGGACAGCGUGAAAAGAAGAGAGAACCUAAUGAUCGUUGGCGACUUCAACUUGCCACAUGAAGACAACGUUGAUAAGAAAUUUAUGAAAAUAAUCCAAUCGCACGGCCUCGAACAACAUGUCAAGGAUCCAACCCACGUAGACGGCGGAAUCCUGGAUUUAAUCUUAUCACGACCUUCCGACUCGUUGGUCAAAAACGUUCUAGUCGGUGAUUUGUUUAGUGAUCACAAAUUUGUCAGGUGUAGGAUCGAGAUCCAUGAAGAAACAAGUUAAUAACUGAGAGGAAAGUGUGGUCUAGACAAAGGCAACAAUGCAAUUAAAAAUUUACUACCCCAAACUACUCCAACCCAAAUUCUACUUUACAUAAUUUUUUAAAUCUUUAAUAUUUUUAUUCAUCUAUUUUAAUUCCUGUCUUAUACAAAACUCCAAAGAAACUGGUCUAAGACCUAACUUCAAUUAAUGAAUUUGGAAAAAUCGAACCGACUUUGAUCGACCUUGUUAUAACCCAAAAGAAAAUAAACGACUUUACUA
Messenger RNA from Daphnia pulex (common water flea), 1159 nucleotides. RefSeq lists its product as uncharacterized. The coding region runs from base 203 to 901 and encodes 232 amino acids. The transcript is spliced from 2 exons. The record is from RefSeq and is a predicted model, not a curated record. Gene Ontology annotation, molecular function: catalytic activity. Lineage: Eukaryota; Metazoa; Arthropoda; Branchiopoda; Diplostraca; Daphniidae.